GGUCAGCGCUGUAGGAAGAGGUAAGAGGUCAAUGCAGUAAACGGAGGUCAGAGAUCAGAAGUCUUUUUUUCUCCACAGAACAAUUGUCAUUCUGGGACGCAGUUCUCCUGUUUCGUCUUCUUCUCGUGUUUCUUCUGAUUUUCCUGCUUCCUUGUGUGGUUUUCGCGAUUGUCUUAUUUCAUUUUAUGCAGUACUUCAUGCCAGAUUACCAAAAGGUGGAGGUGGAUUCAGGGGUGGAGUCUGUCCAGCUGCCCUGCAAAGCUAUAGUCAGAUUCCUUAAAGACACUAAAGUGGAGUGGAAGGACAAACACAACAGGAAGGUCCACGUGUAUGAGAACGGACGUGACCAAUGUGGAGAACAGCACCAGUUUUACAGAGGCCGAACAAAGAUGAAGAGAAACCUGCUGAAAUUUGGAGACUUCAGUCUGACCCUGAAACAUCCCACGGAUGGAGAUACAAACACCUACACCUGCACCAUCAGCAGAUGGCAGGGAGCGAAAGAUCCUGAAUGGUUGAUCCUGAAUAAGUAA
This is a messenger RNA of Oreochromis niloticus (Nile tilapia), 530 nucleotides long. Its product is annotated as myelin-oligodendrocyte glycoprotein-like. Gene Ontology annotation, cellular component: external side of plasma membrane. The record is from RefSeq and is a predicted model, not a curated record. Lineage: Eukaryota; Metazoa; Chordata; Actinopteri; Cichliformes; Cichlidae. The transcript has 2 exons. The coding region runs from base 186 to 530 and encodes 114 amino acids. Gene Ontology annotation, biological process: immune response; positive regulation of T cell proliferation; T cell costimulation.